Molecule: messenger RNA, 2331 nt
Organism: Haplochromis burtoni (Burton's mouthbrooder)
Lineage: Eukaryota; Metazoa; Chordata; Actinopteri; Cichliformes; Cichlidae
Product: vimentin-like
Exons: 2
Coding region: 1462-2175 (237 amino acids)
Source: RefSeq, a predicted model, not a curated record
CUUAUAAUUGGAAAAGGGAAAAAAUGGAAAAAAGAAAAUAAUAAUAAAAAAGAAAACAAAAAUAGAACAAAGCAGAAAGAACAAAAGUAUUAUUAAUAUCAAUAAUAAAAAAGAAAUAUAUCAAACAAACAAGGAAAACCCCGUAGAAACUUGGGUAGGGGGUAGCAGGGCAGCCAAGUUAGUGUCACAUUAUUGACAUGGGUAUCAGUGCAUCAACAUAAAAAGUGGCAUGGUUCAUAGAAAAUCACACCUCACAGCCUUAACAUAUUCUGUCACUAUUUCUGCACUUUAAGAAAGGAUGACAAUUUUGCAUUGUAUAGAUCUCCUGUACAGGAUAUGUCCAGUGUUCAGUCGUUGGUGGUUCAGGCUUGAGCCAUGUCCUUGUGAGGGCGUUUUUACUCGUGGCCAAAACAAUAUACUUUUAUCUUUUAUCAUUAGAGUUCAAUUUACACAGAAAUAUGGUCUCAAACGUUAAAGACAAAACAAAUGAAAAAACAUUUUGCAGAUGUUCAUGGACUAGAGACCAAUACUGGCAACUAACUUGGCAGUCCCAAAAGUAAAAGGCCUGAUUCUCAUAUAGCUCUUUUCUACUCUCCUGCAGUACUCAAUCUUGCCCAAGGAUAUCUGACAUGCAAACUGGGGAGCCAGGGAUCGACCCCCCAACCUUUCAGUCAGCAGCUGACCUGCUCUUCCUCCUGAGCUACAGCCAGCCUGAAAGACAUGGAAAUGGUUAGCACCAUCUCCCCGACAUCUCCAACAGACAUCUCAGAGAGAGGAGACACCAGCAUCUGAACAGAGACUCAAACCAGCAACCUGCAGCUCCCUGCUUGGCUGCUCCAGUUUUCUCCUCACUCAUGUUGCCCACCAGUGAUUUCUAGCUGCCCACCCACACAGCAGGCUAGAAUAUGCGCUGAGCCUCAGCACCCAAUACUUGGACAUGUUUUCUUUAUUAAACAAUGAACCAGACCCCAAAAAGUAAACAGCUGUUAUUGCUAGGCAACGGGAGCAGCAUUUGGUGAUGCAGCACCUGACAUUCCUGACCAUGUGGGCGGAGCAUGCAUGGAAUGGAAUGUUUAGUAGAACUGUGCAACACAAGCACUUAGUUCCAGCAUGUUUCAUUGUAUCCAGACACAGCUAGAGACACAUCUACAGCAGCAUCUCUGUGCAGGACAAACGACAGUUGACGAAGAAACAUCGAAAACUUCACUUCACUCCUCUACAAAACGUUGGCUCCUUUGUUUAAAAGGCCAAAAUGAAUCGAGGGAGAACGAGAAGAGGAUCGGCGAGUGCUUCACCUCACAAUUCAGUACAGCUGAUUAACCUGCAAGAAGAACUUCAAAUGAUACAGGCUGAAAAUGUCAAAUUAAAAGAAGAGGCAGAAAAAUCAAGAGGAGAAGCUAAAAAUUCACAGUUUGAAACUGAAGUAGUAUUGCAGGAAUUACUGCAUGGGGGUCUGAAAAGAUGAAGAAAGAACUGUUGGAAGCUCAAAAAGCAUUGGAGGAAGAGAAAAGCACAGCACAAGAAGCCAAAAAUAAAUAUCAAACUGCAAAGAAGGAGGCAGGAAAUGUGAUGCAGGAAUUACAGGAGGUGCAGGAAGCUUUUGAAGAGGGAAAAAGGAAAAUGCAGUUGGCAACACAAGAAGCUGCAAAUGUAACGGCUGAAGCUGAAACACUAAGGAAGGAAUUACUGCAUGUGAAGCAACAACUUGAAGAGGAGAAAAAACGUAAACACGAGGCAGAAAAUGAGAUUGAAAAUAUGAAGAAAGAAUUGUUGGAAGCUCAAAAAGUGUUGGAGGAAGAGAAAAUUAAAACACAGGAAGCAAAGAAAGAAAUGGAAGAUACAAAGAGUCACACUCAAAACAUGAAGAAGGAACUGAUGAAAGUGCAAGAAGAACUUGCAGAAGAGAAAAUUGAGGUGAAGGUAUUCAAGAAAGAAAUGAGCGGCUCUGCGGUGACCAAGAAAGACUGCAAAGACGCACUUAAAGAAAUACGAAAGCACAAAAAGGAAGCUAAAGAGCUCCUCAAACACAAAGGGAAACUGGCCAAACAGCAGCUGAAAGAAACAUUUAAAGAUGCCGAGGAGCAGCUCAACAAAACCUUAAAAGAGCUGAAGGCAAAAGAAAAGCAAGCCGAGGACAGGAGGGGAUUCUGGAGCAGACUGCUGAGAAAGAACUGACCCAGCAGCAUCAAGUUUGAGGACAUCAAUAGUUUCUUCCUCCUCUCUCCACCUUUCUUUCACCCCAUCCUUCUUCUUGGGACGUUUGUUUGUUUUUUAAAAACUCUAAUCUAAAUACAUGUACUGAAAUACACAAAUAAAAUUGCCAUAACUUGA